AUGGUGAAGGCACGUUUGGUAGGUAUUGGAAUGGACUAUUCACCCACCAGCAAAUCAGCACUGACUUGGGCAAUCAAUAAUCUGAUUGAAGAGGGUGAUCAAAUCGUCGUCGUCCAUGUUGUUUCUCCUAAGGCUGAUCCAACCAAUAAGCAACUGUUCGAAGACACAGGAUCACCAUUGAUCCCUCUGGAAGAAUUCAGAGAGAUUAAUGUUUCCAAGCACUAUGGGCUCACCCCUGAUCCUGAGGUUCUUGAUAUGCUUGAUACAGUGUCCAGGACCAAAAGGGUUAAGGUGGUGGCCAAGGUGUAUUGGGGAGAUCCGAGGGAGAAGUUGAUCGAUGCAGUGGAGCAACUCAAGCUUGAUUCACUUGUUGUUGGAAGUAGAGGCUUAGGAGUGCUUAAGAGGGUGUUGCUUGGAAGUGUGAGCAACUACGUGGUCCAUAAUGCGCCGUGUCCAGUGACGGUUGUGAAGGGGGCACCGCCUACAAGGCCUUAA
This is a messenger RNA of Fraxinus pennsylvanica, 495 nucleotides long. NCBI's taxonomy places the organism in Eukaryota, Viridiplantae, Streptophyta, Magnoliopsida, Lamiales, Oleaceae. The record is from the annotation of a GenBank genome assembly.